CAAUCUCCACCAAAACAAAAACAAAAGAAAAGAAAAAGCGCCAUUAAACCAUUCUCCUAUCUGCGGAAGCACCAAGGAAGCCGCCGAGCCCGAGCGCCAUGGCCGAGGAGGAGGGCGUCGCGCGCGGCAAGAGGGCGGAGGCGGCAUCGCCUCUGUCCGCGCUGGCGGAUGACGUGCUGCUACAGAUCCUGGGCCGGCUGGAGGGGGACCCGCGGGACUGGGUGCGGGCCUCAUGCGCGUCACCGCGCCUCGCCGCGCUGCUCCGGUCGGCGUGCCUCCCGCCGCGCCUGUCGCGAGCGCUCCCCGCCGAGCUCCUGCCCGCGCCGCCCCCCGACGGUGCCCCCGAGGCCUGGGCGGCGCUCCACAAGCUCUCCGUCUGCUGCCCGGGGCUCCUCCGCGCCGGCGUGCUCCUCGAGCCCACCGACGACUUCGAGCUUGAGCUCGACAUCGGACCCUCCCGCCCUCCCGCCGACGCCUCCUCCGUCGAGGGUCUCGAGUCCACGGCCACCUCGCGUGAUCCCAGAGACGCGCCGGCCUCCGAGGCCGACGUCGCGGCGCCCGAGGCCGGGAACGCGCCUGGCGCCGGCGGCUCCAGCGACGCCGCGGGGGGCGCGUGGUCGCUCUACGACGACCUGUACCUGGACGCGGCCUACGACUUCUCGUCCGAGCCGCAGAUCCCGCCUGCGGCUCCCGCGGCGGCGAUCCGCGAGGAGGGAGCAACGACCAAUGCCGGCAGCGGCGGCGGCGUCAUCCGGCGCGGCGUGGUGGCCGGGAGCAGGCGGAGGGCGCGGCGGUGGCUGGGCCCCGUUGGGCCGCACCUGGCGUCGGGGUCCUGGACGCUGAGCCGGGAGCAGGGGAACAAGCUCCUGGCCAGCCGCUUCCGCGGCGACCGGCUCUACCUCUGCGACUGGCCCGGGUGCGUGCACGCCGAGGAGCGCCGCAAGUACAUGGUCUUCCGCGGCGUGUUCCACAACUUUGCCCGGUCCCAGGUGCGCCGCGCGCUCAGGGAGACGCGCCGCCCCACCGUCGCCGUCGAGUGCGCCUUCUGCGGCUGCAAGGAGGCGUGGGACCUCUACUCGGCCUUCUGCCUCCGCAGCUUCUACGGCUAUCACGACGACGGCGAGCCCGUGGUGCGCGCGUACGUCUGCGAGAACGGCCACGUCGCCGGCGCCUGGACCGAGCGGCCCCUCUACUCCUGAUUUUGAGUGGCCACCUGACUGACAUGGAGUACAGAAUUUGCAUCAGGUGCAGUGCAAUCGUGCUUACUGCCAACUAUCAAUUCUUCCUGGAGUGCAAUUGCAACGCUUUGAUUCGAGGUCCUUUUUUCUUUCCCUGUGAUGUAUCAAGUCUGGAUUCCUAUUUUCUUGAAUGGCAUAUGGAUUCGUUGCAUCCUGCAUCC
This is a messenger RNA of Phragmites australis (common reed), 1399 nucleotides long. RefSeq names its product phytochrome A-associated F-box protein-like. The coding region runs from base 99 to 1199 and encodes 366 amino acids. The transcript is spliced from 2 exons. The record is from RefSeq and is a predicted model, not a curated record. Gene Ontology annotation, molecular function: protein binding. NCBI's taxonomy places the organism in Eukaryota, Viridiplantae, Streptophyta, Magnoliopsida, Poales, Poaceae.